This is a messenger RNA of Anthostomella pinea, 2001 nucleotides long. Lineage: Eukaryota; Fungi; Ascomycota; Sordariomycetes; Xylariales; Xylariaceae. The record is from the annotation of a GenBank genome assembly.
AUGUCUGACGCGACCGGAGCUCACCUCUCCAUCACAGCCGAGGAGCUCUUCCAGCUCCGGCACGUGGCCCGGGGCACGGCAUCUCCGUCGCUCAUCAUCCGGCAUGGCACCAUCCUGGCUCUUCACACCGGUGAGCUACUCGAGCGGGACGUCGUGAUCAGCGGUCGUCACAUUGCGGCCAUCACUCCCUGGGACUAUUUCCCAAGAAGUCAGUACCCAAAAGGUGAUCACGUCGAAGAAAUCGACGCCAGUGGCAAGUAUGUCAGCCCUGGGUUCAUUGAUACGCAUAUUCAUGUUGAAUACACGAAGCUUGUGCCAGGAGAGCUGGCCAGGUUGAGUGUCCCGAGGGGCACUACCACAGUCCUGGCUGAUGCCAAUUGCAUCGCGAAUGUUCUCGGUGGAAAGGGGAUGGACUUCAUGGGCACAACCACGACACCACUUCGCAUCUUCAGGCAGGUAUCGCACAAGGUGCCCAUGAGUGGUCCGGACAUCGAGCUCGGAGGCACAUCACUGUCAACAGCUGAGAUUUGUGAACGAGUCUCCAAAUGCGAGGCAGCGACCUUGGGCGAAUCCAACCCCUUUUCGUUGGAUAUGGCAUCCGCCGAGAAGCAGGCCGCGGCAUUGCAUGCUGGUAAGCGCAUUACCGGACAUUCUGCCUUGCUGGUCAACGAGCCACUAUGGGCAUACUGUGCGGGCGGCAUUGGAGACGACCACAACGCCCACCAACCGGAAGACGUGCUCGAGCGGCUACGCCUAGGCAUGAUGCUGACCGUAAUGUCCGGCAGCAUGAACUCGAACAUCGAAGCCGUCUUCAGCCACAAGGAUCUCUACAAAGACGGGCUGAGGUAUAUCAGUUUCUGCGCCGACGACAAGCUCUGCGAGGACCUUGACGCAACGGGACACAUCGAUCUGCACGUCCGCCGUGCUAUCGAGCUGGGCGUGUCGGUGAUGGAUGCGUAUCGUAUGGCUACGCUCAACGCCGCGUCAUAUUAUAGACUUGAUCACCUGAUCGGGAGUGUGACGCCGGGGAAACUGGCGGACUUGCUUAUACUUGACAAGCUGCAAGAUGCACGCCCAAGCAUCAUCAUUGGCAACGGUGCUAUCGUAGCUCAAGACAACAUGGCGCUCUUUGCAAACACGGACCCUAUCCCCGACUUCACGCUCAACACCAUUCACAUCCACGAGCGGCACCUAACCCCUGAAUCGUACCAUCUGUACCCGAUCCCUUCCCCGUCAGCUUCGCCACCCACCAAAGCCUGGGUGCAAUGCGUCGAGAUGUACGACGGGUACUUCAAGCGCGCCUUCCACGCCUCUCUCGCCGUCGGCCCCUCGCCAUCCUCAUCCACCUCUCCCCCCAACGCUGCCUCCCGCCCCAUCAUACUCACCGACCCCACCCGCGACAUCCUCAAAAUCGCCAUCGUAGACCGCCACCACGCCAGCCCCAACCGCGGCCUAGCCUACGUGCGCGGCUUCGGCCUCCGCCGCGGCGCCAUCGCCACAACCACCAACUGCGAGAACCAAAACCUCGUCAUCAUCGGCGCCGACGACGCCGCCAUGGCCGCCGCCGCGCGCGCCUACCGCACGCACCCGGCGCUCCGCGGCGGCGGCAUGGUCGCCGUCUCCGAGCGCGGCGAGCGCGUCAUCGGGUCCGUCGGCCUCGACGUCGCGGGCUGCAUGGCGUCGGCGCCGUGGGAGAGCGUGCGGGACGCGUCGCUGGGCCUGGAGCGCGCGGUGCGGGAGGAGCUGGGCUGCGGCAUGGCGCAGAAUCCGUUCCUCAUUGCGAGUUUUGUCGGGUUGGUCGCGGUGCCGGAUUUAGGACUCACGGAGUUGGGGUUGGUGGUUGGGGGUGGGGAGGCGGUUGUUGAGCCGGUUUUGGGGGUUGAGGGGACGGAUGGGGAUGGCGAUGGUGAAGGUUUAGGGGCGGAGGGUCGAGCUGGAGCUGCGGAGAUGGCUGCUGUGAGGGUGUGUUGUCGGUGUCCGAGUCAUCAGCAUCGGCUCUGA